Messenger RNA from Dentiscutata erythropus, 517 nucleotides. Lineage: Eukaryota; Fungi; Glomeromycota; Glomeromycetes; Diversisporales; Gigasporaceae. The record is from the annotation of a GenBank genome assembly.
AAGAUGAAUCAACGUUAUCAGAUACAAAUGAUGUAACCGAAGAAAUGCAAAUAAGCAAAGAUCUUCUGAUCACAAAUUUUAGUCACCUUUUUAAUGAUAUCAAUGCUAUUAAUUUUUCUUUUCCACCAUUACCUUCUUAUUCGCCCAAUAUAGAAUCAUUGGAGAAUUAUUUUAAAGAAUUGGCUUCACAGUAUGGUCAACUUAAGUCUACAAAGACAGAAAUCGAAGAAAAAAUGCUAAAAUUGUUGUAUGAGCUUAGGGGCGCAUACUUAAUAUUGCUCGUAAUUCUGGCAGAAGAAAUUAGUAAAAGGCAUGAACAAAGAUAUUGGGUAGGAACAUGGAGGCUUAUUGAAUUACUCAAUAUAACACAUUGCCCGGCAUCUAUUCUUGUAGAAUCAGGCCUCACUGCGAGAUAUUUGAUGAGAGAAACAAAUUAUGACCAAUUUCUAAAAAGUCUCCUAAAUAAUGUUGAGGCUAACCACGAAGCUCCCAAGUUUGGCGAAUCUUUGAUAUUAAG